CGACUCCACCCAACCCAGCGAGGAACUCGCAGAUACUUGACGCAAACAUGGCGUUUGCAUCGCCCCUGUAAAGUACAACUCGGGUAUUUCAUUUGGACUUUUAAAAUCAUGGAAACAACUUUUAGUAACUUAUUGAUGCAGCUAUAAAAGAAGAAAUUAGGAAAACGCCGUCACUUAAUACACUGGAGGAAUGGCAGAGUAGUUUAUCAGCAGGUUUACAGGACGUUAGCCAGGCAGCUACGUUUUGGUAAACUUUGCCGAGGCAGGGAAUACACUGCCUGUGAAGCUAGUCUCAAAGUGUUCUGGAUACUGAAGUGGAAGUCUUGUCGAUCGCAAAGAACCGGAGAGGAGAAAGCUUUUUGCUUGUGCUGUAAGUGAUCUGGACGCGGAAGAUGGCCCAAUCGCCGAUGGCCGUGCAGGUUCCAGGGAUGCAGAACACUCGGGUGGACCCCGAGGAGCUCUUCACCAAGCUGGAGCGCAUAGGCAAGGGCUCCUUCGGCGAGGUGUUCAAGGGCAUCGACCAGCGCACGCAGAACGUGGUGGCCAUCAAGACCAUCGACCUGGAGGAGGCCGAGGACGAGAUCGAGGACAUCCAGCAGGAGAUCACCGUGCUCAGCCAGUGCGACAGCCCCUACGUCACCAAGUACUACGGCUCCUACCUGAAGGGAUCCAAACUGUGGAUCAUCAUGGAGUAUCUGGGGGGCGGUUCAGCCCUGGACCUGCUGCGUGCCGGCCCCUUUGAUGAGUUCCAGAUCGCCACCAUGCUGAAGGAGAUCCUGAAGGGACUAGACUAUCUGCAUUCUGAGAAGAAAAUCCACAGAGAUAUCAAAGCGGCCAAUGUGCUGCUGUCGGAGCAGGGGGAGGUGAAGCUGGCCGAUUUCGGCGUUGCCGGGCAGCUGACUGACACUCAGAUAAAGAGGGAGACCUUUGUGGGGACCCCCUUCUGGAUGGCCCCCGAGGUCAUCCAGCAGUCUGCGUACGACUCCAAGGCGGAUAUCUGGUCCCUCGGCAUCACCGCUAUCGAGUUAGCCAAGGGAGAGCCCCCCAACUCCGACAUGCACCCCAUGAGAGUCUUAUUCCUAAUCCCCAAGAACAACCCCCCCACCUUGAACGGUGACUUCAGCAAGAGCUUCAAGGAGUUUGUGGACUCCUGUCUGAACAAAGACCCUGCCUUCAGGCCGACGGCGAGGGAGCUUCUGAAGCACAAGUUCAUCGUGAAGAACGCCAAGAAGACGUCGUACCUGACCGAGCUGAUCGACCGGCUCAAGCGCUGGAAGGCCGAGGGGCACAGCGACGACGACUCGAGCGACGACAACUCCGACUCAGAGUCCAGUAACAAGGAGAACGACUCGUCACAGCCGGAGUGGUCCUUCACUACCGUCCGCAAGAAGAAGCCCGACGCCAAGAAGGUGACCAAUGGAACGGAUCAAGACCUCCUGAAGAAGUCGAGCAGCCUGUCCACUGUGAUCGCACCCGUGUUCAUGGAGCUGAAGCUCCAGCACCGCAGCAGCGAGCCGCACCGCAGCGCCAUAGAGGAGCUGGAGAAGAGCAUCCGCCAGGCUGAGGACCUGUGCCCCGGCAUCACCGACCGCGUGGUCAACCACAUCCUGCACACCUUCAAGAGGUUUCCAAAAAAUUAAUGGAGCAAGAGGAGCAGAUGGUGAAGACCCCCCCCCCCUCCCCCCAAACACACACAGGACUGAGCAACUUACCUGUACCUGAGUGAACGUCCUACCCAACAGGAAUGACAGCACAUUUUAGAAUUUUUGUUGAAAUAUACAUCUUGAGGUUCUUUUAUCAGCCUGUGGUUAGUUGGAGAAGCUCAUAAGAGCAUUCUGAUAAGAUUAUUAUUAUUAUUAUUAUUAUUAUUGUUUUGGAAAUUGGUUCCAGGCUGAAAAUUAUACUGUGUGUUAAAGUUGAAAACACCGAUCUUCUGCUGAGCAUAAGACACUCUGUUCAGGCAUGUAUUUUAUAUUUAAACUCUAUUCUAUUACUCUUACUUCACUGCUAUAGGAUAUAUUUAAGUGUAGAGUUGUAACAAUCGGUCAGUUUGGAGGCCAGGCUGUUCAGCCUCGUUUGGUGGGACAUUUGUCUGAAGCGGAUUACACAACCUGCUGUACAAGAAAAUAAUUAUCUAAACGGGAAAAAAUAACAUACCUCACAAGUACGCCGAAAGCAGCCUGUUUGACGGGCGUGUGAGAAUAGCGAAUAUCGAUCAAAUAGAAUUCUCUCUUUGGGACUCCGCAAGGGGGCUGGUCCACCCCCAUUGGGAGACCCCCUGCCCCCCCCCCCCGGUGUGAGACCCGACAGGCCAGCGAUCGGAUAGGUGAGUUCCGCAGACAAACUUCCCCAGUUCUCCCAGUGAAAUGGGCGCCCCUUCAGUUUGCGUUGGACGUAGCGGGGAAACGGUCUCAUUUUUAAAUGUUAUUUCUAGGUUGUUUUUCAUUUUCUUGGAGCAGAUCUCCAAGGGGGGGGGGUUCAUUCUCUGGCUGUGGUACAGUUCCUCCUUCCAGAGUCUUAAACUCUGUUUUUCUGAAGCAAACACCCGAUGUCAGUUUAAAAGCGCUAUACACCUGCGGCGAUGCAGAGAGUUUUUCUCCUUAGCACGUUUUUAUUUGUGUGGGUUUUGUUUGGUCUCAUGAAAAGUGUGAGAAAUCAAGCUGCCAAGCUCUCCGCUGACCUCUAAACCAGCUCUGAACAAGGUGCCAUUGCAGGUUUGGCAGUGACACUGUACCAAGUAGCAAGGUGGGGGAAGUAUGCCAACAGGACAUCCAACUGUGCCUAAAACUAAAGAAUUGUAUUGAACUUCUCUAUUUUAUUGUAAUGCUCAUUGUCUCGGAAAUUGCUUUAAAAAAAUAGGAGUAAUAACUGUUGCCAGAUUGUUUGGAAUUUUUGAAAGCAAUAAUGUUUGGAUAUAUUUUUAUAUUUUCUGUACAACAAGCAGACAAAAGAUUUUGUAAAUAUUCUUAAUCUGGGUUUUCUAAAGAAAAUUGUAUUUGGUUGUACUGCAGAGAGAGGUUUAUAAUGUCCUGUAGAAUCACUAGUCUUGUAAAUCUGUUUUUGAACUAAUUUUGGUUUGGGUUUUAAGAAUAAAUAUUUAAAUUGUGAGUUUA
Messenger RNA from Anguilla anguilla (European eel), 3113 nucleotides. It is a transcript of the gene stk26, whose product is annotated as serine/threonine protein kinase 26. Gene Ontology annotation, biological process: protein phosphorylation. Bases 393 to 1640 code for a protein of 415 amino acids. The transcript has 12 exons. Gene Ontology annotation, molecular function: protein kinase activity; ATP binding. The record is from RefSeq and is a predicted model, not a curated record. NCBI's taxonomy places the organism in Eukaryota, Metazoa, Chordata, Actinopteri, Anguilliformes, Anguillidae.